Molecule: messenger RNA, 690 nt
Organism: Dovyalis caffra
Lineage: Eukaryota; Viridiplantae; Streptophyta; Magnoliopsida; Malpighiales; Salicaceae
Source: the annotation of a GenBank genome assembly
AUGGAAGCACUGAGUGGUGGCAAUGGAGGGUUGUGGAGGUGGAAAUGGGAACAUAAAAGAAGGAUACAACAAAGGAAAGCAUCGAAAUCCUCUGAUUCAGCAACCGGAGGAGGAGGCGGUCACCGGUUCCCUUUAAAGCAAGCUGUGACCGCAGGUUCGCUUGCUCUUACUGGUGACACCAUCGCACAAGUUACUGACCGCUGGAGAAAGAACAAGCCAUCCAAACGACAUUCCUUUGACCACGAAGCUUCUCAAAACUCCAACGGCAAUUCGGAUUUUAAUGGGAUUCUCCUUUCCGACCAUGAUUGGCUCCGUGCCUUGCGAAUGACUUCUUAUGGGUUUCUAUUGUAUGGCCCUGGUUCUUAUGCAUGGUACCGAUAUCUUGACCACUGUUUGCCAAAGCAGACAGUGAAGAAUCUGAUGCUAAAGGUUUUAUUGAACCAAAUAGUGCUUGGUCCAUCUGUGAUUGCUGUUGUCUUUGCAUGGAACAAUAUAUGGCAAGGGAAGCUUUCACAGCUUCCAGGAAAGUAUCAAAGAGAUGCUCUUCCCACACUGCUUUAUGGAUUUAGGUUCUGGGUCCCCAUCAGUUUAUUGAAUUUUUGGGUUGUCCCCCUUCAAGCUCGUGUAGCUUUUAUGUCCAUGGGGUCUAUAUUUUGGAACUUCUGCUUGUCGUCAACAAUGAACAAGUAG